This is a messenger RNA of Antrostomus carolinensis (chuck-will's-widow), 1041 nucleotides long. RefSeq names its product leucine rich repeat containing 59 (gene LRRC59). The coding region runs from base 68 to 805 and encodes 245 amino acids. The transcript has 6 exons. Gene Ontology annotation, cellular component: cytoplasm. The record is from RefSeq and is a predicted model, not a curated record. NCBI's taxonomy places the organism in Eukaryota, Metazoa, Chordata, Aves, Caprimulgiformes, Caprimulgidae. Gene Ontology annotation, molecular function: protein binding.
AAAAGCCACGAUACUGGAUUUGUCCUGUAACAACCUGGUUUCCCUGCCGUCAGAUUUCUGCAGUUUGAUGCAUCUGGUGAAAUUGGAUUUGAGUAAAAAUCGGCUUCAGCAGCUGCCCUUGGACUUUGGCCGCCUGGUCAAUCUGCAGCACCUGGACCUCCUGAACAACCGUUUAGUCACCCUGCCAGUCAGCUUUGCACAGCUCAAGAACCUGAAGUGGCUGGAUCUGAAGGACAAUCCCCUGGAUCCUGUCCUGGCUAAAGUAGCAGGAGACUGUCUGGAUGAGAAGCAGUGUAAACAGGCCGCUGUCAAGGUACUGCAGCACAUGAAGGCGAUCCAGUCCGAGCAGGACCGACAGCGGCAGCGGAAGCUCCAAGCAGAGCGAGAAAUGGAGAAGAAGCGUGAAGCAGAACAGCGAGCAAAGGAGGCUCAAGAGAGGGAACUGAGGAAGCGAGAGAAGGCAGAAGAAAAGGAACGCAGGAGACGGGAGUAUGACGCUCAAAAAGCUGCAAAACAGGAGACGGAGAAGAAAACUAAAAAAGAAACUGUGCAGACCCGAAAGCCCACCUCCGGCUCUCGUCCCCCUCAGCCGCCCCGGCACAAGCGCUCCUGGUCGCGGUCGGUGCUGCGGGUCCUGCUCUUCGCGCUGCUGUGCGUCCUCUGUACUUUGGCCGCCUGCAAGCUGACAGAGCUGCAACGUCAACCUCUGUGCAUCAGCGUCAACACUCUCUACGAGGACGUGUUAGCCGCUCUGCAAAACCACAAAACCCUGCAAAAUAUGCUGCAACAGAACUCGCAGCAGUGAUUGUCCUGGACGGGCACUUGCUUCAUCAGCAUCUCCCUCCACCAUCUACGCAGCCAGAAUUCCUAUGGAAUUGUGUUCUGAUGAAACUGCUUUUAAUCGGUCAGCAUUGGUUUGCUGGUCCACUCCACACAGAGCAGAGUUCUUGUUCAGAUCACCUUUGCUGUGCAUGUUUCGCAGUUGGCCUGUAACUCCCAUUGUUUGCCCCCAUUAACCUAAACUCGUUAACAGUUCUUACC